Neospora caninum is the source of this 3849-nucleotide messenger RNA. RefSeq lists its product as hypothetical. The record is from RefSeq and is a predicted model, not a curated record. Bases 1 to 3849 code for a protein of 1282 amino acids. The transcript has 6 exons. Lineage: Eukaryota; Apicomplexa; Conoidasida; Eucoccidiorida; Sarcocystidae.
AUGAGGACUGCAUCCCACGUCGACGGCUUCCCUCCCGGCUCUCUUCUUCGACCGAAGCGUCAGACGGCCCCGCUUAGGCGAGGGCUCGAAGCGGACGCUGACCUCAGGAAGUCAAAGGAGCUGCACAGUGUCCGGCUGUCCGCCCCGGCGAGCGGCAAGAAGACGAAUCGACGCUACGCUGUGAGACGGGAAGAAGCGAAGCACGCCGAACUGGUUGCUUUGCCUUCAUCUUCCGAACUUCCCCGACCUCUGGCUUUCACGUUUGCAUUUCCUUCCCGGUCCUCUUCCUCCGCUUCAGAGUGCAGUUCUGAGGGAACUCGGGCGACCGUUUCGUCUCUCGGGAAGAGAAAAAAGACCGGAGGCAGCUGUUCGCGUGCCUCGACCUGUCGACUCGUCAAAGUGAAUAAGCUGCAGAGCGUCCCGCCCGUUGAAGCCUUCGCGAGCUCCCGUUUCCGGGACUGGAUUGUUCCGCAGAAAAAUCCCAAGACGAAGGUCGGAGUCGCCACGCGCAUUCUUUGGGGCCGGUUGCCUCCCCAGACAGAUGCCGAGCGACGGGGCGCCCUUGCAUGCGCCGACGCGUCUUCUCUGCACACCGGUGUGUUUCCUGGGUCGUUCUCUCGCUCGGCCCUCCCUUCUCUCUCUCCGGCUUCUUCUUCUUCCCUUUCCGCGGUUUCCGCUUCGCCUGCAGCGCGGCCCUCGGCGCCUAAGAGUUUUCUCGAUGUGCCGGCACAGGGCGAAGAACUGGAUCGAGGCGAAUCCGCCGCGAAGACGGCAAACCCGGAAGAAGGAGACGCAGCGAAGCUGCAAGAAGCCGAGGGGGGAAGUGGGGAAGUGACGGACAGCAAAACGGACAACGCAGAGGCGGAGCAAGAGGAAGAGGAGAAGACGGCGAGCAAGGAGAGGGACGAAGACACUCCCGAAGGAAAGAGUGGAGAUCUGCAAACGGGGAAACGUUCAGGGGGGGUGGAUGCGUCCCAGAGGAAGCGCAUCGUCACGGGGACUACGGGUCGGAAGCCCGCUGCAUUCAAGACGCCUAGGGCACCCCAGGGGCUGUCCCUUUUUUCGUCGCAGUCCCCUACGGCGGCGGGCUCUCCUAGACCUCUUGUCUUUUCCCCAGAGAGGCUGGCAUUUCUGUCUCCCAGAGCGGACGCCGGAAAAGGGACGCAAGAGGUGGGAGCCAGGGCAAACUUGCCAAGCCGCGCAGGUUUCCGUGUGCUGAGGAAUUCGUUAGGGCAGAUGCCGUUGCCCCCGCGCAGGCUCCUCGCCACGAAAGCGAACGGCUUACCUCGCUCUUGCCUUCAGUUGCUGCAUGCACGCGGCAAAAGGUUGGAAACCAAGGAAGUGCGACAGGGGACUGAAGUGAAGGAGGCGCACGCGACCGCCGGACGGCGAAACGUGAGACAGGGCACUCAAGCGGACCCGAAGGAAGACGACAAGAGAGAGGAUGGAGACUGUGACCAGGACGAGGCCGAGAGAGAAGAUGCUGAGGACCAAGGGCGAGCCUCAGGCGAGCCAGUCCCAGAAGAGCAGCGUCCCAAGCAAGGGCGAGAGGAAGUCGAGGGCGGCGAAGCGCCGGAAGAGCUCAGGAGAGCUCGACGAGGUGACGCCGAGGCCCCAGACGGCAGGGCGUCCGCCGCCUCACCUAGUGGACGCCGAGGCGCACGACGUGGAACUGACCAGCGUCGUUCGAACGCGCAUGCAGCCAAGACACCCGAGACACUGCACUCGCCAGGCAGUGCUCUUCCCCAUCGCGCGUCACGACGUCUACGGCAGGCGUCUCCUUCGCCGUCUUGCUUCCCUCGGUUCCUCUCUUCUUCCUCUGUCCCCGCCUCGCCUUCCGCCUCGCCGUCGUUCGCCUCUCGCGGCUUCGCCACGUGGCGAGAGAGCGGCCGGGGCGAGAGACUGGCGUCUUGCGGGCCUCUGGUGGAGACUGGGAAAUGCGCGUCAACGACUGUGGCAGGUCUGCCCGAUGCGGACGCAGUUUCUCGCUCCCAGCCUUCGCAGUGGCGUGGGGCUCGAUCUCGGUGCGACGGGAGCCGUGCGCCGACUUGCCUGAGUGCGCGGCUGUCGAUAAGACCCGACUUGCUGCUCGCCCCGGAAGCCGCUUCCUUGCGGUCCCGAUCUGCAGCCAAAGCUGUGCCUCGCUCGCCGUGUUUUCCGUCUUCUCCGCUGUACUUCUUUUCGCCGCGCUUCGCGGAGAGCGGAUCCCAGACCCGCGAGUGCUUCUUGACCCCCGCAGAGAGACGUCUGCUCCGGGGCAGUUCGGGAGGCGAGAAGGAAGGGCGAGGCGACGGAGACAGCAGACAAGACCGAGGGCGGAGAGACAGAACAGAGCGGAAACUCGCGCAUCUCGACGAAUCCCUAUACUUCACGUUCAAAUACACAAAGGUCGAUGGGAAGCUUGCGCCUCUUGCGAAUCGCCAGAAAGUCCUCGAGGCGCUCCACGUUCUCCACACGUUGUACGGCUCCGAGAUUUGUCGGCACUUUGGCCUCAGGUACACCUUCCUUGCAGAGCACCACCCGACAGAGAAGAAGGCGGGCAUCACAAUGAAGAAGCCGAUGCAGGCAAAGCCUUUGAAGCCAGGCGACAGCCGCCCUGCGCUGGAACAUCGGUCCCUGGCAACGAUUCGACUUCGAUUGAGGAAACGCGAAGAUGUGGACGAACUCAUCGCUCGCCCUACUCAGCUCGCCGUCUUCUUCCACGAACUCGCCCAUCUUCGGCACAUGAACCACGGGAAAGAGUUUGCUCGAUUUCUUCGAGACAUCUUCAGCUUCGCCGCCUCCCGCGGGUUUGUCGAGCCGGGAAUGGCUAACGAGUUGCCGUCGCCGUGGAAAUGGGAACGGGAAGUUUUCGACCGCGCGGGGAACCUGACGAACGAGGAGAUUGACGCGCUCUUCGAGCAGGACGAGAAAGCCUUGGAAGCUGCACAUCUCCCGUGCUGCGCCGAGGGCCGGCCCUCCUCUUUGCCUCCCGGUGAUACGGCUUCUGCGGAACCUUCGGGAAGCCUCCCUCAGGAUGGUCUCGGCACCUUCUUGACGGAAUCGGAUGAGACGCUGGCGGCGCGCGCACCGUCUUCUUUUCCUUCUUCUUCAUCUUCUCCUUCUUCUCUUUCUUCGUCGUCUCCGUCUCCGGGGUCUCCGGCAGCUCCUCUGGUUGGCGACGCAGCGAGAAGGGAAGAGCAGUGUGUCCCUGGAGAGCCGUCUGGAGCCUGCGACAAAGUGGCGAAAAAGGCGAACCUCGGACCUGCCGGCCAAGACUGUUGCCAAGGGAACCGCUCGGGAUGCGCGAGGCCUCGAGGCGAUCUUUCAACGCACGAAAGGCGGGCACGAUCCAUGCGACCAGGACGGUUGUUGGCGUCUCCUGUGCGCAGCUCUGGCCAAGCCGAAAGGCGGGCAAAUCCCACUCGCAGUUCAGAGGGCCUCGCGAGGCUCGAUGCGGGUGCCGCUGGAGAGACAGAAGUCAGCUCUCGACGUUCAAGAACCGGAGGUCGGCACACGGAAGGAAGCGCACUGAGGCGCGUCGUGAACGCUCCCGCGGAUGGGGGUACACGCCAGGUGCUCGGCAGACUCCGCGGAAACGCAUAUGAGCCCGCAGCGUCUCCUAGGCCUCUGCUAUCUCAUCGAUCUCAGGAAAGGAGACUGAAGGACCGUGGAGGUUCCCCUCCUCUGUCUUCGCCUUCGACAGCCUGCUCGUCGGCCUGUCCUUCCCAGGCUGCCUCGUCCUUUGACUGUUCUUCGUGUCUUUCCUCGCCCCCCUCCGCUUCUGAGUCUUCUCCGCCGGAGUCUCAAGCGACAGGCUGCGCUCGGAUGUUAGCCGAACAGGUCACAGGUGCGCUGGUGAGGCUCUAG